AUGGGGAUUAAUCCUGAUUCUGUGGUGUGUAACUAUCAGGCCUACCUCCAAAAGUUGAUUAGCUGGAAGAAGUUCCCUGAGAUUUUGAAGAACCUGCCUAAUAUUGAACUCAAACAGCUUAAAGUUAUAAAGGUUAAUUGGGAGAAGCCACCUUAUCCUUUCAUCAAAAUAAACACUGAUGGAAGUUUCACCAACAAGAAAGCAGGCAUUGGUGGAAUAUUUAGAGACCACUCUAACAAAGUUUUGCUGUAUUUUAAGGCCCCCUACAUUGUUUUUGAUGACUUGGAGACUAAAGCCAUUGUUAUUUAUUGGGCACUCAAAUUUGCCAUGGAAAUUCAGUGGAAUUGGAUUAUUGCUGAAGUGGACUCUUCCCUACUGGUGGAUCUGAUCACUGAAAACCUUUCCCCCCCUUGGCAUAUUAUCCAGUGGAUGCACAAGAUAAAGAAACUUAUCAGUGAAAUUAAGCUACAAAUCUCCUUUGUUUAA
Phalaenopsis equestris is the source of this 486-nucleotide messenger RNA. RefSeq lists its product as uncharacterized. Lineage: Eukaryota; Viridiplantae; Streptophyta; Magnoliopsida; Asparagales; Orchidaceae. Bases 1 to 486 code for a protein of 161 amino acids. Gene Ontology annotation, molecular function: RNA-DNA hybrid ribonuclease activity; nucleic acid binding. The transcript has a single exon. The record is from RefSeq and is a predicted model, not a curated record.